Messenger RNA from Aethina tumida (small hive beetle), 3489 nucleotides. Its product is annotated as protein BTG2. Gene Ontology annotation, cellular component: nucleus; cytoplasm. The transcript is spliced from 6 exons. Gene Ontology annotation, biological process: negative regulation of cell population proliferation; negative regulation of mitotic cell cycle. Bases 217 to 843 code for a protein of 208 amino acids. Lineage: Eukaryota; Metazoa; Arthropoda; Insecta; Coleoptera; Nitidulidae. The record is from RefSeq and is a predicted model, not a curated record.
CGUGACUCACUUCCGACCAGUUCAGUUUGCGCCGUCAUUUUGUUUCGUGCUUUGUGUAUUCCGUGUGCUGCCAAAAAGACAACAAAACUCUUUUAAUUAAAACAAAACCAUCGAAAAUUCCGCUUCGUUUCGUUACAGUCGCGCGCCUUUGAACGACCAAGAUAACCUUUGGCAGCCUGAAGUUUUACACCGAUGUAAAUUUACGAUCGAACGAACAUGAAGGAAGAGAUUUUAGCUGCCGUUAUGUUUUUUAUUCGUUUCAUCGAAAAAAAUGGGACGAUCACGAGAGAUCAAUUGGAUAAUUUCAAGAAGCAUCUCACAGAUCUUCUAGAGGCGAGAUUUGACAAACAUUGGUUCCCCGAUGUGCCGACGAAAGGACAGGGAUACAGGUGCAUCAGGGUGAACGGCGUAAGUCCGGUUGAUCUCACAUUGGAAAAGGCGGCCGUCAAAUGUGGACUGAGCUACAGCGACCUGCGGCUGCCGCAGGAACUAACAGUUUGGGUGGAUCCCAGUGAAGUAUGCUAUAGACUUGGCGAAUCUGAAGGUUCGUACUGUACACUAGCAACGUUCCCGUCGGAGAGCUCGUCGUCGUCGGCGUCGUCGUCGUCGGAAAGCACGAGUUCAACACCGACGCCGUCGCCACCAUCUACACCGCUCCAGGACAAACCGAAAAAAGUACAAAAGCACAUGCACCAGAGGUACCCCCUGGACUACUACCCAGUCAAGUACAGGAACCACUCUAACAUGGCUGUCCCAUCUCUGCGGGUGAAGCAAUCGCCCCGAGAGGCCCACACCGACAGAUUGACAGAAACCGUGAAUGACACGUUAGCAGUUAUGGCCUAGGACUUAAAUGAGAAAAAUGAACUUUAAUUUUAAUCAAAAUCGUCCUUUGUAUAGAUGUGAUGGCCCCCCAUAUCCACUGACCCCUGCGUUUUACAGGAACAUGAAUUACAAUAGAAAUUACAAAAAUGUUUUAAGAGUGUAGGUCCCACAUCCAUAUAGGAUUAACGGUAGAUGGUUAUUACUUGUAAAGAAAAAAAAGCAACUUAUCUACAGUUUUUUAUAAUUAAAGUCAAAUUUAUAUUAUGAAGCAAAUUAUUAUUUGAUUUAAAAUACAAGUGACUUUUCUAUUUCCUAAAAAGUAGCAAUGAGUUUUAUUCUGGUUGGUGCUUAAAAUUGGUUAUUUUGAACAUUUAUCUUUAGGGUGCCUUGGUGUAAAUUAAGUGUAGAUGAUUUAUUAUUGAAUUUUGAACGAUGAUUCUCCUUGUGUCGAUUAAUUAAUACAUGUCCCGCAACUAUAAGCAAUUAAUGUAGUUAGAUAUUGUUCAAUGUUUGUAUAUGUUGUAAGUUUAAGUUACAUUUUACUGUGAUAAUUUUCUGUCAUGACAAAUAAUGCCAUUAGCAGCAGUGUUGCUACUCCAUUUUUUUUUAGUAGGCUCCUGUACCGUGGACUCGGCGCCCGUUCAACCCGGUGACGUGGCUCGUGCUGUGGGUAGCGACGAAUCACGCCAUCGGGCCAAAUAUCUCUGAUAGUUAUUGAACUGCGUGAUGUGUAUUAUAGUGAUAGUAUUUUUUUAUUUAACGCCACCUUAGCCCCUUGAGGGACCUCGUCUCCACCUCACCAUCCACGUCAUGUCUGUGCUGGUGUGGUGGAGACUUCUAGGGUUGGCUCAAGUCAAUUGGGCCGCCGAGUCUAGUAAUUUUUAGCUUUAAAUUGCACAAACUUCUAAGUCAUUGCGGAUGUACAAUGUGUUGUAUGUGUUAUGAAUUGUGACUGAAUUUUUAUAAUUAAUACCAAAAAUGUAAGAAUCCUUUUUUUCCGGUUGGCGAUAUCUAAUUUAAUUGUGUAAAUAAGGUGAAAUAAAUUGUGAUUGCUUAUAGUUGACGCUUUUAUGGUAGUACAAAUUACUGAAAUCGUCCAAAAUAUGCAUUUUUAAACAUUCAGCAGUAUUUCUCAUCGGAUGUCCGCGUUUUUAAUCUUGUUGUUUUCUGCCAUGUACAUUUCCCUCACGUCCCUCUGUAAAUAUGUUACUACAUUAUAGAUUUAAUGUGACAACCCUAGUGUAUUUGUCUCCCUCGAUUGGAACAACACGGAGAGCUGCAACAGGAACUUAAACUUUGUUGCGACUGUUGCACCUUUCCGUUGUGAGAGCUUGCAACCAAACUGGAAUUAACACGUUAAAAGAUUGCUGGUUGACUGCCACUUAGCCCCCGCCCCCCACGUGGUUCUAAUGAUCUAUCGUUAAUCUCGAAAAAAUAUUGUGCAUGUUUCAAUUUAAAUGUUUAUAUAAUUACGAUUCCUCGUGGAAUUUAACUUAGUUUUCAUACUAUUCCUUUUUAUGAAUUCAUGUGAAUUUGCUUUUAUUUUUUAUGUUUUUUAUAUUAUGCAAAUGGUAACUGGUAUGGUUUUUUACUACUUUAUUUUGAUUAGAAUGUGUUUGUGCAGACAAUAGAUCUAUAAAUAAAUAUUUGUUUCUCGUCUACCUUUUGAUAGAUGUUAGAGAUAGUCUUUGAUGUACCUUGAUGAAAAAAAAAACACUACUAAAGGCUGAAAAUUUGUCUCAACAUUUUCCCGCAAAUGUUUGGUUUAUUGCAAAUGAUAAGUCUGUUUCAAACAAUCGAUGUGGUCCAAAACUUAUGACGAAUAUCGCUACGUCUUGUAAGUUACUAUAAGAUUUUUUUUACAGUAAGGUUACGGUUAUUAAAAUCAAGUAAAAAUUUAUGUAUUCAGUACAGAAUUGUGGAUAGAAAUAUGUUCCUUCGCAGGAAAUUGUCUCUUUAAAUGUUAAGUUGUGUUAUGUUUAUUGAUUGGGUACAUAAAAAGUAGCAAUUGUUUAAAGAUCAAUGAUUUCCUGUUGAUUUUUUGUAUUUGUAUGGAAAACUAAUUUAAAUAAUUAAGUGUAAUAUAUGUGUAAUAUAAUCUUUUGACUGAUAUUGUACAAAACUAGAUUGUGAUUAAGGCAACGAUGAUUUAUUGAUAUGGUAAUGUUACUUAACGGGUGAUUAGUUGUAAAGAAAACAUCCUUGUACUACCCCCUUAAUCCCACUACAUCAAAAUUACAAAACCUAUAUUCUUUAAAGAGCACGUGAUUAAGGGCGCAGUGGUUGACGAUGAUUUCUAGGAUGGAUUUAUUACAAUUCUGUACAAUACAUAGUUUGUAGGUUUGGUUUUACUAGUUGGUAUUGUAAUUUUUCUGAUAUCAUAAACAAAACUAACAGGGUUUUAUAUGACAGGUUCAUUUGCAUUUUUAAAAAUGGGUUUACCAAGAAUUAUGUACAUUUUUAUCGAAUUGCUGCAUCAAGUGCAAUUACUUCAAAAUAUGUGAUAUCUUUUUCCUGUAAAUACAGUUCAAAAUUUUAUGAAAUUAAUUUAAGUGAUUGUACAUAAUUCUUCAGAAACCUAAAAACUUUACUGUAGAAAUUGUAUGUAGAAUGUUUCAAUGUAAUAUAAUAUUUAAAAAUAUAUUAAUGUUAAGUAUUGCAUUUAAA